Molecule: messenger RNA, 1458 nt
Organism: Gossypium arboreum
Lineage: Eukaryota; Viridiplantae; Streptophyta; Magnoliopsida; Malvales; Malvaceae
Product: GTP 3',8-cyclase, mitochondrial
Exons: 7
Coding region: 66-1196 (376 amino acids)
Biological process (GO): Mo-molybdopterin cofactor biosynthetic process
Molecular function (GO): metal ion binding; 4 iron, 4 sulfur cluster binding; cyclic pyranopterin monophosphate synthase activity
Source: RefSeq, a predicted model, not a curated record
UAUUUGUUCCGAUUACUCAUUUAUGAAGUUUCAGUAAUUCAAUUGCAAUUUGCCUUGCCAUUACCAUGAAACGCUACAUCUCUAGAAUCACCAAUUGGCCUACGCCCUUUCCCUUUCGAAACUUGAAUUUCUUCAUGGUGGAUAAGGAGAGGAAUUUUGGUUCUAAACCUACGAAAGAACCAAUUAAUAACGAAGAAGGGAAUCAAAUUUCCGAUAUGUUAAUCGACGGGUUCGGCCGGAAACAUACUUACCUGCGACUCUCCUUAACCGAACGUUGUAAUCUCCGGUGUCAAUACUGUAUGCCGGCAGAAGGGGUAGACCUUACUCCUUCACCAAAAUUACUCACUCACAACGAGAUCCUUCGUUUAGCUAACCUCUUUGUUACUUCCGGUGUCGAUAAGAUCCGUCUCACUGGCGGUGAACCCACCGUCCGGAAAGAUAUUCACGAUAUUUGUUCCGAUUUAUCGAGCUUGAAAGGGCUUAAAACAUUGGCUAUCACUACAAAUGGAAUUACCCUUGCUAAAAAGCUUCCAAUGCUUAAACAAUGUGGGAUUACUAAUUUGAAUAUCAGUUUAGAUACCCUUGUUCCUUCGAAAUUUGAGUUUAUGACUAGGCGUAAAGGUCAUCAUAAGGUUAUUGAAUCCAUUAAUGCGGCCAUUGAUGUUGGAUACAACCCUGUAAAAGUUAACUGUGUUGUUAUGCGUGGAUUCAAUGAUGAUGAAAUUUGUGAUUUUGUCAAUCUCACUGUUGAUAAACCAAUUAAUGUUCGAUUCAUUGAGUUCAUGCCUUUUGAUGGGAAUGUAUGGAAUGUGAAGAAACUCAUUCCGUAUUCGGAGAUGUUGGAUACAGUGGCAAAGAAAUUUCCGACCUUAAAGAGGUUGUGUGAUCAUCCGACAGAGACUGCAAAGAAUUUCCAGAUUGAUGGCCAUGUGGGUACUGUAUCUUUCGUUACUUCGAUGACCGAACAUUUUUGUGCUGGUUGUAAUAGAUUGAGACUUUUGGCUGAUGGCAACUUAAAAGUAUGUCUCUUUGGUCCUUCUGAGGUUAGCUUAAGAGAUCCUCUUCGUUCCGGUGCUGGUGAUGAGGAACUUAGAGAAAUAAUUGGAACAGCGGUAAAGAGGAAGAAAGCUUCGCACGCCGGGAUGUUUGACAUUGCUAAGACAGCAAAUAGACCGAUGAUACACAUUGGUGGCUGAGGAAUGUGGUGUAAAAAACAUCCUCCAGAGGUGAAAAACAGAGAUGAAGCUGGUAAUUUUCACAAACUGUUGAUCUUUGCUUAACAGUAAAAAAGAAAAUGGGGUGAAUUUGUGAUGAAAAAGUUUUGUUGUAAGUUCUUUAUGUUGUAUAAUUUUUUUUUAACUCAAAAGGCCAGGUUUAGCAUUGAGAGGGCACAUUUACUGAGAUCAAAACGCUGUAUUUUACUGCAAUCACCAUAAUGAUAUUGGUUUUACAGCAUAA